CAUUUGUGUUUGCAGCUCUUCCCAGCUGCAAUGCAAACCGUUUCGAAGAAGAUUGUCCAGUCUCGCACCAACAGCACGCUGGUUGGAGUUUUCUCCAUCAUCCUCGUCUUCAUCUCUGCCUUUGUUAAUAUGUUCGCCUGCGACACCCAGAGCUUGACAGAAUGCGUCGCCGAGAAGCUGAACACGUCUGCAGGCCUGGUGACGCCGUGUCUGAUCCACAGCUUGAAUGUGUCCAUCGAAGGAGGUUUGGAGAUCUGCCCCAGCCAAGGCCCCUCCUGCCCCUUUCCCGAGUAUUUCAGCUACAGUGUGCUGCUGACGCUGCUGGCCUGCUCAGUGUUCCUGCAAAUCAGCAGCAUAGGGAAGCUGGCCCUCAUGCUGCUCAUCCAGCUCACCUUCCUGCUGCUCGUGGAGUGGCCACAAGUAGCACUAUUUGACAACGCAGACCUCUUUGUCACCUCCAAUGCCAUUGCUUUAAAUGAAACCAGUUGGUCCAGUUUCAAUGAAACUACAGUUGAGUGCCCAUACUCUGUGACCAAAGUGUCCCUGCGGGUCAUGACCCCUGUGAUCCUCACCGUCUUCGUCCUGGCGCUGUACCUGCACGCACAGCAGGUUGAAUCCACGGCUCGCCUCGACUUCCUCUGGAAACUACAGGCCACCGAGGAGAAGGAAGAGAUGGAGGAGCUGCAGGCCUAUAACCGUCGCCUCCUUCACAACAUCCUGCCGAAGGACGUGGCUGCUCACUUCUUGGCUCGAGAGCGGCGCAACGAUGAGCUGUACUACCAGUCCUGUGAGUGCGUAGCCGUCAUGUUCGCAUCCAUCAGCAAUUUCUCUGAGUUCUACGUGGAGCUGGAGGCCAACAACGAGGGGGUGGAGUGUCUCCGGCUGCUCAACGAGAUCAUCGCCGACUUCGAUGAGAUCAUCAGUGAAGAGAAGUACAGGCAGCUGGAGAAGAUCAAAACCAUUGGUUCCACCUACAUGGCGGCCUCCGGUCUUAACGACUCUACUUACGACAAAGAGGGUCGUUCUCAUAUUACUGCGCUAGCAGACUAUGCUAUGAGACUGAGAGAGCAGAUGAAGUAUAUCAACGAGCAUUCCUUCAACAACUUCCAGAUGAAGAUAGGUCUGAACAUUGGGCCAGUGGUAGCAGGAGUCAUUGGCGCCCGGAAGCCCCAGUAUGAUAUUUGGGGAAACACAGUAAACGUGGCCAGUCGCAUGGACAGCACAGGUGUACCUGACCGCAUUCAGGUGACCACGGACCUCUACCAGGUGCUUGAUAGCAAAGGAUACGUGCUGGAGUGCCGCGGAGUCGUUAAGGUCAAAGGUAAAGGGGAAAUGACGACCUACUUCCUAAACGACGGGCCGCCCAACAGCUAGCAGCCGUGGCAGCAGCGGACGCUGGGUCGGUACCCACUGCAAGGACACGGCACCACUGAGCGAGCACUCACAGCGCGAGCGAAACAGCUGAGAACUACAAUCGCCAUCACUUGAAUCCCAAGCAAAGAGGAAAACGCGAACUUUUGGGACUCCGGAGAAGGGAAAGCGUUCUCGACGGGAGGAGAAAGCUCUUGUUUUGACAGCCAUCUCGGCCGCGUACAUGUUGGAGGACAACGUGUUUUUCUCAUGUCUAGCCUCUCUCUCAGGCUUCUUGAAAGAUGCAAAGUCUGUUUAUUUAAAACAACGCCUUUUAGCCUGUGUGAAAAGAAAAUUAUCGCUGUACAUAAGGCUACUUUUUAUUUUAUUUGUUGUUCUUUUGUUCGGUAAGUUUUAUUUUAUUUUUUAUUUUUUUGUUUGUUUGUUUGACACAAUUUAUGAACAGGUACUUUUGUUCCCGCUUUAAUUAUUUAUUUCAGUCUUGAUGUUUUGUGCUAAAGGUCCUUUAUAAAAAAAAGUGUGAACACAUACGUGCACAAAUAUCCAGUUUAUUACACGUUUAUAAGUGUGUAUGUACAUGCAUAUUUGUGUGUGUAUGACUAUAUGUAUAAACUGAGGAGGAAUAUAUUGACCAAAGACUAAAGUAUUUAC
This is a messenger RNA of Poecilia latipinna (sailfin molly), 2022 nucleotides long. Its product is annotated as adenylate cyclase type 5-like. Gene Ontology annotation, cellular component: plasma membrane. The annotation marks the transcript as partial. Gene Ontology annotation, biological process: cyclic nucleotide biosynthetic process; intracellular signal transduction; adenylate cyclase-activating G protein-coupled receptor signaling pathway. The record is from RefSeq and is a predicted model, not a curated record. The transcript has 10 exons. Gene Ontology annotation, molecular function: adenylate cyclase activity. Lineage: Eukaryota; Metazoa; Chordata; Actinopteri; Cyprinodontiformes; Poeciliidae.